Molecule: messenger RNA, 801 nt
Organism: Hevea brasiliensis (rubber tree)
Lineage: Eukaryota; Viridiplantae; Streptophyta; Magnoliopsida; Malpighiales; Euphorbiaceae
Product: 60S ribosomal protein L32-1
Exons: 4
Coding region: 256-657 (133 amino acids)
Biological process (GO): translation
Cellular component (GO): cytosolic large ribosomal subunit; ribosome
Molecular function (GO): structural constituent of ribosome
Source: RefSeq, a predicted model, not a curated record
CCGAGAAAAGAUCCGAUGUUUCGCACGCCAUCUUUCUAAAUUAACCAUCAAUCCUCACCGUUCAUCUGUCCUACCAAACACCUGAUUUAAUUUUAUUUUUCUUAUGCGACUGCAAGUAACAUAGCUAAUGCCCAAUGCGAAGAAAAACCCUAAUACACAAGGCCCUCUCGCUUAUAUAUAUAAAGUGCGAGUUAGACCUCACAAUAGAAGCCUCGGCGGCGUACUAAACCUCUCAGCUUUCCGAGGUAAGUAAAAAUGGCGGUGCCGUUGCUGUCGAAGAAGAUCGUAAAGAAGAGGGUCAAGAAGUUCAAGAGGCCACAGAGUGACCGCAAGAUCUCUGUCAAGACAAACUGGCGUAGACCAAAGGGUAUUGAUUCUAGAGUCCGAAGGAAGUUCAAGGGAUAUACUCUGAUGCCUAACAUUGGCUAUGGUUCGGACAAGAAGACUCAUCAUUAUCUUCCAAAUGGCUUCAAGAAAUUUGUUGUCCACAAUGUCAAAGAAUUUGAACUGUUGAUGAUGCAUAACAGGACUUAUUGUGCUGAAAUUGCACAUGAUGUGUCAACAAGAAAGAGGAAAGAGAUUGUGGAGCGAGCUGCCCAGCUAGAUGUUGUUUUCACGAAUAAGCUAGCUAGGUUGCGAAACCAGGAGGACGAAUGAGCUUAACAUAGAUUUGGAGUGAGAACAUCUAGUUUGCUUACUAGUUUUUGAUAUUUAUUAUUUUUUUUGCAAUCAAUUUAACUUGGGUGAUUAAUAUCCUUACGAUGAAACUUGUUAUUUAUGAAGUGCCAUAGAACCUCUUCU